Messenger RNA from Neofelis nebulosa (Clouded leopard), 710 nucleotides. RefSeq names its product histone H3. The transcript has a single exon. Lineage: Eukaryota; Metazoa; Chordata; Mammalia; Carnivora; Felidae. The record is from RefSeq and is a predicted model, not a curated record. Gene Ontology annotation, cellular component: nucleosome. Gene Ontology annotation, molecular function: structural constituent of chromatin; protein heterodimerization activity; DNA binding. The coding region runs from base 243 to 653 and encodes 136 amino acids.
GGUAGGAGAAAGACUUGGCGAACUGGAAAGUAGAAAGCGGGGCGGGGCAGGGAGGAUUCUGCCCAGGCCAAUGAGUGAUGCCGGGACGGGUGACGUCACAGCCAAUGGACAGCCAGCGCGGGACUUUCAAUUACCGCCCCGCCCGAUCGGAAGAAGACGGUGCCUAUAAAGAGUGAGGCGGCGGGCCGAGAUCCCGUUACUCUCGCUGCCGCUGCGCUGGUGAGUUGGUGUUUUGGUUCGCUAUGGCCCGUACAAAGCAGACCGCCCGCAAGUCGACCGGCGGCAAGGCCCCGCGGAAGCAGCUGGCCACCAAGGCGGCCCGCAAGAGCGCGCCCGCCACGGGCGGCGUGAAGAAGCCGCACCGCUACCGGCCGGGCACCGUGGCCCUGCGGGAGAUCCGGCGCUACCAGAAGUCCACCGAGCUGCUGAUCCGCAAGCUGCCGUUCCAGCGGCUGGUGCGCGAGAUCGCGCAGGACUUCAAGACGGACCUGCGCUUCCAGAGCUCGGCCGUGAUGGCGCUGCAGGAGGCGAGCGAGGCCUACCUGGUGGGGCUGUUCGAGGACACGAACCUGUGCGCUAUCCACGCCAAGCGCGUCACUAUCAUGCCCAAGGACAUCCAGCUGGCUCGCCGCAUCCGCGGGGAGCGGGCUUAAAGUGCGCGCUCGGCUCGAGGUUCCAUCCCAUCCAAAGGCUCUUUUCAGAGCCACCCA